GGAAUCCACCGAUCCAUUUGUGUAUUUCGUGGGUAAACAACCCCAGUAUAUUGGUUGCUGGCACCAAACGUAACCCGGAUGAGUCAAGUUCAAUGACGAAAGUUCCACAAAGUGUUGGAGCCAAAAAAGUGUAUUUAAUUGCGAAAAUUGGCAUCCGUCAGCGGGGCGGAAAAUUGUCGCCUCUCCAGUCACAUUUUUAUAAAUGGCAAAUGCCCGAGUUUAGAAUUGUCAGUUUGGAAACGAAUCUCUAUCAAAAUGUCACACCAAUCCAGCUUUUUAUCUGUGCUUCUCAUCGCGGUCCUAUUGUCGCUUGUAUCUGCUCAAUACUACACACCUUAUAAUCCCUACUACACGCCCAGUCCGACGUUCGCCAGUUUGAACAACUAUUAUUACUCGACGACGCCGUAUCCUUACUACUACAACACGUAUACGACACCGAGUCCCUACAGCAAUGCCCAGAUUCGCAUCUGGCCAUAUGUGAUUGGACAGUAUCUUUAUCCCACCUACUACAACACUAACUAUUACAAUCCCUAUGCCUCCUUGAGCAGUGCCAACUGGCAAAGAUACUAUGCGAAUGUCUAUGAAACAAAUUGGGGAAAAAAGUAAUCCAUAGUUUAUUAUAAGUGUUUUUCUUUUGUUA
Drosophila rhopaloa is the source of this 640-nucleotide messenger RNA. RefSeq lists its product as uncharacterized. The record is from RefSeq and is a predicted model, not a curated record. Lineage: Eukaryota; Metazoa; Arthropoda; Insecta; Diptera; Drosophilidae. The transcript is spliced from 2 exons. The coding region runs from base 256 to 606 and encodes 116 amino acids.